Molecule: messenger RNA, 1425 nt
Organism: Anthostomella pinea
Lineage: Eukaryota; Fungi; Ascomycota; Sordariomycetes; Xylariales; Xylariaceae
Source: the annotation of a GenBank genome assembly
AUGCCUUUGCCUUUCCUUGGUCGGUUGAACAUAACCGAGUAUGUCGCCUUGGUAGGCUCCUUUGUGCUUGUUGGCCUCGAAGCCUUCAUCCGGGUAAUGACACUGGCGUUACCCUCGUCACUGUUGAACCUCUUCUACCGAGCUUCGCGACGACUGUUCAACAGGUUGACUUCCCCUGCACAGAAGGAGGCCGAACAACGAAGAAAGUCCAUAUCAUCCUCGAUUCGAAAUGCGUCCGACUUCGUCGAUCUCUGUGCUAUGUUCGGUUACACGGCGGAGGAGCAUGUGGUGCAGACUAAGGAUGGCUAUCUACUUGGCAUCCACCGUCUCGCAUGGCGGAAGGGCGAGGAGGACAUGAAGGUCAACAGUGGCCCCGCCAGCAUCAAGAAACGCGUUGUAUACCUCCAUCAUGGACUCUUGAUGAACAGCGAAGUCUGGAUCAGCCUCACGGAUGCCCGAAGAUGUUUGCCGUUCGUGUUGGUAGAACAGGGCUUUGAUGUUUGGCUGGGCAACAACCGUGGAAACAAGUACUCCAAGAAGUCGAUCCAUUGCUCACCAACAUCUACUCAAUUCUGGAACUUCUCCAUCGACCAGUUCGCCUUUCACGACAUCCCUGAUUCUAUCAAUUACAUACUUGAUUUCACGAGGCAGCCGUCAUUGUCCUACAUUGGGUUCUCUCAAGGCACAGCACAGGCUUUUGCUAGUUUGUCAGUUCAUCCAAAGCUCAACGACCAAGUCAACGUCUUCAUCGCGCUCGCCCCUGCUAUGUCAGUCCCUGGCUUGAACAAUGGUAUCGUCGAUGCUCUGAUCAAAGCCUCCCCUCAGGUCCUCUUCCUCCUCUUUGGCCGGCGAUCUAUCCUCAGUUCUGCAACCAUGUGGCAGUCCAUUCUCUACCCGCCCCUCUUCAUCAAGGUGAUUGAUAUGGGCAAUAACUUCCUCUUCGGCUGGAAGUCCAAGAACAUCUCUGUCAGCCAGAAGCUUGCUGCCUAUCCUCAUCUGUACUCGUUCACAAGUACCAAGUCUGUUGUCCAUUGGUUUCAGAUCAUUCGCAACAAGUCGUUUCAGAUGUACGACGAUGAUGUGCAGACGCCUUUGUUGGGUGGUUCAAACAAGUAUACAAAGGUCGCCAAGUACCCGACUCGGAACAUCAGAACGCCAAUCGUCGUGGUCUACGGAGGAAGCGACUCGCUCGUUGACAUAAAGGUCAUGUUAAAGGAGCUUCCCAGCCGGACUGUCGCAACUGAAAUUCCUCACUAUGAGCAUCUCGACUUCCUAUGGGCUCGAGAUGUAGACACGCAAGUUUUCCGCCACAUCUUUGAUGCUUUGGAGAACUUCACGAAUGCGGAUAACCCCUUGGAGGAGUAUGAGAGCUAUCAACGCGCAAGGUCUGCCAGCCUGUCGGCAUCGGCGUUGUUCAAGCGGUAA